UUGAUUUUCAGAGGAAGAAGUUCUUUGUUGAAUGUGUCUUGUUUUUUCUCUUAUUUAUACCACUUUAUAGAAUAUUUUUAACAUGUAACGGCGGAGUAGGUAAGUUUAUUUUUUUCCACGAUGUCAGGGGCUGUGAAAGAAGAGCCUGGUCGACAAAUAAGCGAAGAUCAGAAGGAGACAAUUUCCUUCUGGAGUCAAAGUGAGCGUGGACAGAAAGCUGAACAGCGAUUGGUUAAUCACCCAUAUGACUUGGAAUCAUGGGGGGUGCUUAUAAGAGAGGCACAGAAUUUUCCACUAGAAACAUCCAAGGUCCUAUACGAGAGGCUUGUUAGGAGGUUCCCCAGUUCUGGACGUUACUGGCGGUUGUACAUUGAACAAGAGAUGAAACAUCAAAAUUAUGAGAGAGUAGAGAAGUUGUUCCAAAGAUGUCUGAUAAAAGUAUUGAACAUUGAGCUGUGGAAGUUAUAUCUGACGUAUGUCAAGGAAACAAAAAGCACUUUGCCAAACUUUAGGGAAAAGAUGUCCCAGGCAUAUGAGUUUGCAUUGGAUAAAAUUGGGCUUGACUUUCAUUCCUACCAGGUGUGGAUGGAUUAUAUUGGUUUCUUAAAGGCAGGUGAUGCUGUUGGUUCAUAUGCCGAAAACCAGAAGAUUUUAACCAUCAGGCGUGUGUUCCAAAGAGCUGUGACCACACCCAUCAUAAAUGUUGAGGCAAUAUGGAGAGAGUAUAACACCUUUGAACAGGGUAUUAACAAAACACUAGCAAAGAAACUUAUAGAUGAUAAGACAAGAGACUACAUGAAUGCCAGGAGAAUGUCCAAGGAAUUUGAAGCACUAACCAGAGGAUUAGUGAGAGGAGCACCAUCUACCCCCCACCUGGGGACCCCUGAGGAAGUCAAACAGCUUCAAAUCUGGAAGAAAUAUAUCUUCUGGGAGCGCAGUAAUCCCCUAUGGAUUGACGACACAUUACUGUUAACAAGAAGGGUUAUGUAUGCAUAUGAGCAGUGUCUUCAGUGUAUGGGCUUUAAUCCUGAUAUCUGGUGUGAAGCGGCGUCGUAUCUGGAAACAACAAGCAAACAGCUUGCUGAGAAAGGGGACAUGCAGGGAUCCAAACUGCUAAGCGACGAGGCAUCUAAUCUAUAUGAAAGAGCAAUAAAUGGUUUAAUGAGUCUUAAUAUGCUGUUAUAUUUUGCAUAUGCUGACUUUGAAGAGGGGAGAAUGAAAUUCCAGAAAUCCAAGGAAAUUUAUGAGAAGUACAUCGCUCUAGAAGGAGUGGACCCAACACUGGCAUAUAUUCAGUACAUGAGAUUCUCCAGGCGAGCAGAAGGAGUAAAAGAAAGUAGAGUAGUAUUCAAAAGAGGACGAGAAGACACCAGAACGAACUUCCAUGUAUUCGUUGGAUCAGCAUUAAUGGAAUACUAUUGCGGCAAGGACAAAAGUGUUGCAUUUAAAAUAUUUGAGCUUGGAUUAAAGAAAUACAUUAAUGAACCAGAAUUUGUCUUGGCUUAUGUUGACUUCUUAAGGCAGUUAAAUGAUGAUAACAAUACAAGAGUUCUUUUUGAGAAAGUCCUAAACACAAUGCCUAAAGAAAAGUCUGGGGAGGUCUGGGCCAAGUUUCUAGAAUUUGAAUCCACAAGUGGAGAUUUAGCAAGUAUUUUAAAAGUAGAAAAACGAAGGCUUCAGACUUUCAAAGAGGAGUUUGAGCAACAUGAAACUGCUGUUCUUGUUGACAGAUACAAGUUCCUGGACUUAGUUCCUUGUUCAUCCCUGGAACUCAAAAUCAUGGGAUACUCAGGUCCCCUAAGACAGAUAGGUGUUAUAUCUGCUCCGAUAUCAUGUGUAGAUCUACAAGAAGAAAUAACCGAAGAAAAAACUGUAAAAUUCCCUCUCCCAGACACAACACAGAUGAUGCCAUUUAAACCAACUUCUGGAACAGUUGGUUUUCACUCUGUACCUGGUGGUGUAUUUCCUAUCCCUCCAGCAGCUGCUCAUCUCAUGACGUUACUACCUCCACCAUCGUGUUUCCUGGGGCCGUUUGUUGUUGUGGAUGAACUGGUCAGACUAAUAUCUGAAUGCACCUUACCGGAACACCGCCCUACAAGCAUACUUCCAGCUGACUCAGGACUUAAUGGAAUCGACGAAGAAAAUCACACAGAAAAUACAGACAGAAGAGGUGUAAAAAGAGCAGUUGGACAUGAUAGCGAUGAUGAAAGCUCACCUGUAAUACCACCCUCACAUGAUAUAUACAGAAGCCGUCAACAAAAGAGAAUACAUUAGAAACUGUACUAUGCUGUUACCAUGGUGACACUUAUUGAAUAUCGAAACUGUCUUUGUCGGCACAAACCUUGGUUACCUUGACAACGGACAUACACCACUAACUUUAUAAAGCAAUAGGCAGCUCUCUUGUUUGCCAUGGCAACUGAUAUUGCUUUAGUGCUGAGCUUCACAAGACCCUUUCUUUCUGUACACCAUGAAAAAUACUGAUAAACAUACUUUUGUGUUGUUUUUAGCUAGAAGUUGAGAACGUAAUGGUUCAUAAAAUCAUUGUAAACGUCUCCUGGAUUUUACUUGAUUCUUCAGGUUAUUGUCAAACUUUGCAUGUUUAUUUCUGCUUUAUUAUUUACAUAAUCAUUGAGAAAUCUACCUAUUUCUAACCAUUGUUCACGUCAACCAAUAUGUAACCAUUUGAGUGUAAAUACUUAAAAGAAAAACUGAAAAGUAAGCCAAGAAACGACGAAAGCUGUGAUAUAGAAGAUUAGCAAUUGGUUUGAAUUUUUAAACAAAUCACUGUGACCUUUACAACCCAUUUUAGAAAUGAAUAAAGUAUUUGUAAUGUUUCCUUUUUCA
Actinia tenebrosa (Australian red waratah sea anemone) is the source of this 2844-nucleotide messenger RNA. Its product is annotated as cleavage stimulation factor subunit 3. Gene Ontology annotation, biological process: mRNA 3'-end processing. Gene Ontology annotation, molecular function: mRNA binding; protein binding. The record is from RefSeq and is a predicted model, not a curated record. Gene Ontology annotation, cellular component: nucleus. NCBI's taxonomy places the organism in Eukaryota, Metazoa, Cnidaria, Anthozoa, Actiniaria, Actiniidae.